AUGCCUUUCAUACAAUCACCCGCCAAAGUCCUUCUCACAGGCGCCAAUGGUUAUUUCGCUAUACACGCUAUCAAGGACCUCCUCGAUCGAGGGUACACCGUGGUUGGAACUGUUCGACCAGAGCACAAAGGCGAAGAGCUAAUCAAACUAUUCCCCUUAUACACCGGUAAACUCACUUAUACAGUGGUUCCCGAUAUCCUCAAAACAGGCGCAUUCGACCAAGUAAUCAAAGAAGGAAACUUUGAUGCCGUAGCUCACGCUGCAUCACCUGUCGUCGUUCCAGGUGGCACAAUCCAAGAUUUUGUCAAGCCUGCGAUAGAUGGAACAGUUGGAAUUCUCGACAGCAUCAAGGCUUACGGCCGAACCGUUAAACGAGUAACCAUCGUAUCGUCUACCGCUGCAAUGAACACCUUCCAGAAGGGAGUAAAACACAACGAGUUACUCGAAAACCCUCGCGGAAAAGGCCGUGUGGAAUGGUGGUCCGAGAACGAGAAGCAUGUCGACUGGGAUUUGGUCACUAUCAAGCCUAGUUUUAUGGUUGGUGAACCAAUCCACGCGGUCACAUCCAGAGACCAACUUUCAUCCACGAACGAAGUUCUUUCGGCCAUCUCUAAACCUCACGAUGACCCAACCCAGGGGCCAUGGACCAUUGUCCACGUAAGAGAUGUUGCUGUCAUCCAUUCAGCUAUACUCGAGAAAAAUGAACACUUGGGCGGAAGAAGAGUGAUUACUGUAGGAAGUGAACCAAGCUGGCAAGAUAUGUAUGACGCCUUUGCUGACUUCUCCGGUGUGCCCAAGGGGAGUCCGGGUGUUGGAACCACGUCUGGCACUGGAUCCCCGAGUUGGGAUACCAGUUUUGCUCGUGAACUUCUUGGAAGGGACUUUAUGGGUACUAAGGAGACUUUGGUUGAGACUGAACAGUAUUACCGAAAGAAAGGCUGGUCGUUUUUUGUUUGA
This is a messenger RNA of Rhizoctonia solani, 957 nucleotides long. RefSeq names its product NADPH-dependent methylglyoxal reductase GRE2 protein. Bases 1 to 957 code for a protein of 318 amino acids. Lineage: Eukaryota; Fungi; Basidiomycota; Agaricomycetes; Cantharellales; Ceratobasidiaceae. Gene Ontology annotation, molecular function: oxidoreductase activity, acting on the CH-OH group of donors, NAD or NADP as acceptor. The record is from RefSeq and is a predicted model, not a curated record. The transcript has 8 exons.